AUGGAAAAAAGCUUAUUUCUUUAUUUUUUCAGCAUUGUCAUCCUUAGCCUUGAAGAUUUGUGUGGAAAAUGUAAUAGUGCACCAAUUAAAAUUGAUGAUAUCAGUUCAACCCCUGAAGAAGCAAGAAGUGUUGGUCUGUCAUCCAGAUUUUUGGAUGAACCUUUAUCGACCCCACCUAAUGUAACUGAUAGCAAACCUAUCAAACCUGACGUUCCUGCCAGUAUUCCUGCUACCGAAGUAUCAAGUACUAUCAGGCCUAUAGAUAUCCCUACGGAUCCACCUUUGUCGACCUCGCCUAAUGCAACCGAAAGCAAACCUAUCAAAUCUGACGUUCCUGCCAGUAUUCCUGCUACCGAAGUAUCAAGUACUAUCACGUCUAUAGAUAAACCUACGGAUCCACCUUUGUCGACCUCGCCUAACGCAACUGAAAGCAAACCUAUUAAAUCUGACGUUCCUGUCAGUAUUCCUGCUACCGAAGUAUCAAGUACUAUCACGUCUAUAGAUAAACCUACAGAUCCACCUUUGUCGACCUCGCCUAACGCAACUGAAAGCAAACCUAUCAAAUCUGACGUUCCUGUCAGUAUUCCUGCUACCGAAGUAUCAAGUACUAUCACGUCUAUAGAUAAAUCUACAGAUCCACCUUUGUCGACCUCGCCUAACGCAACUGAAAGCAAACCUAUCAAAUCUGACGUUCCUGUCAGUAUUCCUGCUACCGAAGUAUCAAGUACUAUCACGUCUAUAGAUAAAUCUACAGAUCCACCUUUGUCGACCUCGCCUAACGCAACUGAAAGCAAACCUAUCAAAUCUGACGUUCCUGUCAGUAUUCCUGCUACCGAAGUAUCAAGUACUAUCACGUCUAUAGAUAAACCUACGGAUCCACCUUUGUCUACCUCGCCUAAUGCAACCGAAAGCGCACCAACCAUAUCUUCAAAGAGUCCGGUCCCCGAUGCACCAAGUGAUGAGCCGAUAGACGAUAACCAUGAACCUCUAUCGACCACGGAUAAAUCCACAGAAAGUGCACAUUUGAGCGGUGAGAAAUCAGUAUCCACGUUCUCCGGGAGCGCAGUGUUCCUCUUCUUCGUGUGCGGGGCAGUGGUCGGGGUUCUAGCGGUACUUGCGGUGAUAUACAUCCGAAAACGAUACCAUUCACGCAGUUACGAAACUAAUGACGCCCCUCAACAACCAUAGAAUAAUAAAUUAUUUAUAUAUUUUUGUACAUAAAAUAAAUACAGGUUUUUGUUUGA
This is a messenger RNA of Papilio machaon (common yellow swallowtail), 1244 nucleotides long. RefSeq names its product cell surface glycoprotein 1. The coding region runs from base 1 to 1188 and encodes 395 amino acids. The transcript is spliced from 12 exons. Lineage: Eukaryota; Metazoa; Arthropoda; Insecta; Lepidoptera; Papilionidae. The record is from RefSeq and is a predicted model, not a curated record.